Molecule: messenger RNA, 8232 nt
Organism: Pygocentrus nattereri (red-bellied piranha)
Lineage: Eukaryota; Metazoa; Chordata; Actinopteri; Characiformes; Serrasalmidae
Gene: camsap2b
Product: calmodulin regulated spectrin-associated protein family, member 2b
Exons: 19
Coding region: 462-4856 (1464 amino acids)
Biological process (GO): negative regulation of microtubule depolymerization; cytoplasmic microtubule organization; neuron projection development
Cellular component (GO): microtubule minus-end
Molecular function (GO): spectrin binding; calmodulin binding; microtubule minus-end binding
Source: RefSeq, a predicted model, not a curated record
CCGCAGAGAGCCAGCGUGAUUUGGGAUGAGGGGGGGGGCGCAGCCUACUGUCUUAAACUUACAGGAUAGGAAAAGCCUCUAAAAUGACAGAUAGAAACGAUUUUAUCGCACAAAUCUCUCAGCCACCCGCCUUGACAUCCUUAACCGCGGCCCUGUGAGGACUUUGCGGGUCAAGCUGAAGAUCGAUGAAGCCAAAAGCAACCUGAGGAUAAUGCCAGGGAACACAUGAAAACUACUGCAGCUGGGCUGAGCAGCGCUGGAGAAAAGACAGAAUGGCUUUUAUCGUCAGAUCAGAGCUUCGAGCCGAGCGUGUGCCGGACGUUUAGGAGGUUUAAGAGUCCCUGGUGAUCCUCGAGCACGCCAAGUGCUCCGUUAUCUCCGUUAUUCGGCAGUUAGGUUUUGGCGCAUUGGAGCUCCGGCCGCUGGAAUGUCAGCCGCUGCAUAGCGGAGGGCGAGAGAACAUGGGAGAGGCGGCCGAUGCCAGAGAGGCCAAGGAGGCCAGGAGGACCUUCAUCGUCCCGGCCAUCAAAUCCUUCGACCACUACGACUUCGCAAGGGCUAAAAUAUCGAGCAGUUUGACGUGGCUCGUGGCCAAAGCCUUUGGGUCAGACAGCAUCCCGGCAGAGCUGGAAGACCCGUUCUAUAAGGAUCAGUAUGAGCAGGAGCAUUUGAAGCCCCCAGUGGUGUCUCUGCUGCUGUCUGCUGAGCUCUACUGCAGGGCUGGGAGUCUGAUCCUGCGUAGUGAUGCAGCCAAACCCCUGCUUGGUCACAAUGGGGUCAUCCAGGCCCUCGCACAGAAAGGACUGUAUGUCACUGACCAGGAGCGACUUGUCACCGAAAGAGAUCUCUGCAAAACGCCUAUCCAGAUGAGCUCCCACCUGGCGAUGAUUGACACUCUGAUGAUGGCUUAUACAGUGGAGAUGAUCAGUGUGGAGAGAGUGCUGAACUGUGUACAGAAAUACUCACCUUUCUUCCCUGAGGAAGACUUCCCUUAUGAUGCGGAAGAGGCUGUGACCACCUGGAUUAACAAGGUGAAUGAAUACUUAAGAGAGAUCUUGGCUCAAGAGCAGACAGCAAGAAAUUCACUCGAGAUCAAAUCUGCAGGUCCAAAGACACGGUACAAGAGAGAGGACUUUAAGACACAGUCUGCACUCUGUCUCCCCCUGGUGGACAAUCUACUGAAGGACAACACAGAUGGCUGUGCUCUGGCUGCAUUGCUGCAUUUCUACUGCCCCAAUGCAGUUCCAUUGGAAGAUAUCUGUGUGAAGGAAACGAUGUCAUUGGCCGACAGCCUCUACAACCUACAGCUGAUCCAAGACUUCUGUAGGGAGAAUCUGAACAACUGCUGCCACUUCACUCUGGAGGACAUGCUCUAUGCCUCCAGCUCCAUUAAGAGUAACUACCUUGUGUUUAUGGCAGAGCUGUUCUGGUGGUGUGAAGUGGUCAAACCCUCUUUUGUUCAGCCUCGAACACUUGAAACCAAAGUAUCUGACCCAGUACAGUCAACAAAAAUGGCUCCAAUAACCAAACACAACCUGAUCCACAGGCCAACCAGCCCUGACCAGCAAAGGUCUCAGCCAGACACCACCAACUCAGCAGUGAUAAAGAGGUCCAACUCUCUGUCAUACGUGGAUGGUUGUGUGGGGACGUGGCCCAAAGAAAAACGGUCUUCAGCCCAUGGUAUCUCAUUUGAAAUUCCAUUUGAUGAUGAUGUGGCUUGCCCAUCAGGUCGUGGAUUAAGUCGGUCUUCAAGCUCAGAUGGCCUGGGGUUCAAAGUUCACCAAGCGGCACGGGGCAUGCGCAGGAAUCUCUCCUUCCAGCCCGUUAAUGGGAGCACUCACCCGUUGCAUGAGGAAGGAGAUGAAGCAGCAUCACGCAACUGUUCCAUUAGGCCUCGUGUGAGGACUGAAUCUAGAUAUUCUAAUGGCGUACUUCCGGAAGACUCUGGUCCCCAGCCACUGACCCCCACUAUGGAGGAAGCUCUAAAGAUCAUACAUGACUCUGAGCGUCCACACAGCAGCCUACAACCCCCUGGUGGGGAAAAUGCCUUCUUCCUUCAUAGCCCUGACUCCUGUGACAAUGGUGCCACUGAUCCUAACUCCAGCACACAAGAACCUGAGGACAGUCUUUCUAAGGCCCGUGCCGAUGAUGCAGAGCUAAACUCCACGUCCACAGAAAUAGACACAGGAAUUCACGUGCGCACAGAGGACAUUCAGGAUGGGCAAGAUGAAGACUCGUCCUUGAAGGACUACUCCGACAUGGACCAAGACUACGAGGCACGUUCGUGCCCAUUACCUGACACUGGUGGUGGUUUUAGCCCUGUGCCAAGCCUGCUGGGAGCUCGCUCGCUGGCCACAAGCUCCGCCUCUUCUAUUGGCUCUGCCUCUGCAGUGCGCAUGACCAGCUUUGCUGAGCAGAAGUUCCGCAAGCUGAACCAUGCAGAUGGCCGGAGUGGCGGGAACACUCCAGAAAGUGACAUAGGCAUUACCCCCAAUGCAGCCAUGGCAAGAUCCAUUACACCUGAUGCCCGUAGUCCCGGUCGGGUCACCUCGCCCCGCGACCCAUCCAGUUUGUUGGUGUCAGAGAUGGUACAACUGAAGAUGAAGCUGGAGGAGAAGCGGCGAGCCAUAGAAGCCCAGAAAAAGAAAGUGGAAGCUGCCUUCACACGUCACCGGCAACGGAUGGGCCGCACAGCUUUCCUCAAUGUUGUCCGCCGCAAAGGAGCUGCUUCGCCACUAGGAGGUGACACCAGUAGUGGUGGUAGUCCUGAUGAAGGUGAAAAGAAAAGCACAGAGGCAAGAAUUUUGAAAUAUGAUGAAAGCGGUUCGAGAUUAGAGAGGUGCAAGCCAGACGGGGCACCUCUGAGAUCAACACCAGAGGAGGGAGGAGCUGCAGAAGUGGCGGAUUUAUCAGAAUACACACGAUCCAUUGAGCGUCUGAACACGUCUCUGAGUUUCUUGCAGACGGAGAUGCAGCGGCUGGCACAGCAGCAGGAGCGCAUCAUGCAUCUUCGCGAACAGCAAAGCUGGGUGAUCUCCCCUCCACAUACGCAGCCCCAAACACAAAUGCAGCCAUCGCCAAGGAAACACCCACUGCGUAGCAGUAGUGCUGUGGGCCGUGGAUCCGUGGGGUCCCUGUCCCCAAACCUUUCCUCCACAGGGUCGCCUCGAACCACCCAACGCUCACCUGCCCCUAUAAAACGUAAGUCGGCUUCUUUCCAUGCUCGGACACCCCGUACCCCGCGGCCCAACGAGCUAAAGGUCACUCCCUUUAGCCGGAUGCUGAACACACCACAGUCAGUAGACAGUCUUCCCAGGCUGCGGCGAUUCUCACCAAGCCAAACACAAACCAGCUCAUUUGCAUACCUGGGACAUGAUGAGGGACCUACAAAGGAAGACCGUGCAAAUAAAGAGAGGAAAGCAGUGCCACAGGCUAAAGACAAGCAACCUGUCACAAACACGGAUGCAGAGAAGACAGCAGCAAACGCUCUGUCCAGUCAAGCGAAAGAGAGAGAGGAGGUGGUGAAGGAGGAGAGGAAAGAUAAAGAGAUGGCCGAGGCAGGGUCAGCUGAGGAAGCCGGAUUCAUUAAGGCAGUGGCAGCGUCACAGGUUCAGUCUCAGCCAGUAACAGAGAGUUUGGCAGGGACAACGGAGGCAGGCCCAGUGGAGGCUCAGGUCCAGAGUAAGAAGGAUCUGAUCGAGUUGCCCCUCUCUGUGCUGAAGCCUCUUGAUGGCGAGAAAAUAAUAGAGAGUGGGACAGACUCACAAGACCCGGAUCAGAAGAUGUGUUGUGGAUUCUUCUACAGGGAUGACCAGAAAGGUGAGGAAGACAUUGCGCAGAAGAGGGCAGCUCUGCUGGAGAAGAGGCUGAGGAGAGAGAAAGAGAUGCAGAUGAAAAAACAACAGCAGGAACAAGAGAUGGAACAGAAGAAGGAAGUGGCAAGAUUGAAAGCAGAGGAGGAACGUCAGAAGAAAGAGGAGGAGAAGGCGAGACGAGAGUUUAUCAAAAAUGAAUAUUUGAGGAGGAAGCAGCUGAAACUGAUGGAGGACAUGGACAGUGUCAUCAGGCCCCGCACCCCAAGCGUCAAGCAAAAGAAGCCCCGGCCCAAGUCUAUGCACAGAGACAUCAUGGAGUCUCCCAAACCCCCUGCACGGACAAACACGGGGUCUCGACCUCGCGGAUUCUCUGUCUCCAGCAUAUCACUUGCUUCACUUAACCUGGCGGACAGUGAGAGUGUCCAGUCAGACAAGAGGACGUCCAGACGCAGUAAAUUGUCGCCAGGCAAUCUGUGUUUCUUUCUGACCUCUCCUAAAGGGGGGAAGGCCAGGCCAGAAUCUGCAGAAGGUCAGUUGUCACCAUGUCCAUCAGUAAGCAGGAAUGGGGAGAACUGGGAGAAUGAAUCAACAACAUCAUCAGCAGCAUCCAACACAGAAUACACAGGGCCGAAACUUUACAAGGAACCCAGUGCCAAGUCUAACAAGUACAUCAUCCAAAACGCUCUGGCCCACUGCUGCCUGGCAGGCAAAGUCAACGAGGGACAGAAGAACAAGAUACUCGAGGAAAUGGAGAAGACGGAAUCUAACAACUUCCUGAUCCUGUUCCGGGAUUCAGGUUGCCAGUUCCGUGCGCUCUACACAUACUACCCGGAGACACAGGAGAUCAGCAAGCUGGCAGGCAUCGGCCCGAAAGCCAUCACACCCAAGAUGAUCGAGAACUUGUACAAAUACAGCUCAGAUAAGAAGCAGUUCUGCCACAUCCCUGCCAAGACCAUGUCAGCUAGCAUCGACGCCAUCACCAUCUACAGCCACCUCUGGCAGUACAAGAAACAAAGUACACCCAAAAAACUGCUCAAAUGAGUCCCACAGAGAGCAGCCAGACACUCACUGCACACCACACUGGAGUUCCGAUGAGGAUUCCGGACACUUUUGCGUCAUCACCGUUUAGCUUAUUCCUCCAAGAGUGAUGGGAAUUGCAGGAUUACGAUAGAAUUCCAGUGUUACGCACAGUUUGAAUGUCAAGAUUAAAAGAUGGAUUUUGAGGUCCAUGUCAUGCAGCGAACAUAACGUCAAUAUUAGCUGGUAGCACACAUGGUUCAUCUGUCUGCAUGUAGUGUGUGUGUGUGUGUGUGUGUGUGUGUGUGUGUGUGUGUGUGUGUGUGUGUGUGUGUGUGUGUGUGUGUGUUGUGUGUGUGUAUGUGUGCGUUUGCCAAAUAUAAAGGUUGUAGCAUUUGUUCCUGAGAAACAAAAAAGCAGCAUAGAUUGCUUACCUUUGUUCUUAUUUUAAACACUUUAAACUUUCGUGGCCUUACGCUUGUCUUGUUUCAACACUUUUGCCUGCUUUUUAAUGACCCGCAGUGCACUCUUGAGUUUUAUGAACAAGUGAAAUUUAUUUAGGGCUAAAUGAGGUUUGUGCACAUCAUCACGGAAGCAACAGAGAAGACAUCUUGAGGCCUAUUUUUCAGAUGUGAAAUAAGCCUAGCCUGGGUCUAAAUUGAAAUGCCAAUGUCAUUUCAUCAUUAAACAGCUUGAGUAGUCUAGGCAAAGAAAACAAUUCAGACACCAGAGCUACGUUCACAUUACAAAUCUUAAUUCAGUUUUUUUUGCUCAUAUGCAAUCUUUCUUGCCUUGUCGGGUAACAUUUCCAUGUUUAAGUGACCCAUUUCUGUGCCCUGAAAAGACACAUCCUAAUCAACUUUGCAAGAAUCAAACCAUGCAGGUCAUGACCAACAACAAACGAAUAAACCAGAAGUUCAAGCCUUUUAUCACAAGCAGUGUUUGCUCUGAACAGCUCUCAGCUGUUCAUGAUUAGGAUCAUCUUCCAUCCGUUUUGCUUAUAUCAACAUGCACCAUAAGGCUUGGGCAAAUAGUUUCAAUCACUCAUAUCAUCCCCACCUACGAUCAAAUGAAAACCCUAGUGCAGACACCCUAAUACCACUUAAUAUCACUCAGAAGUAUGUCACAAACCAUUCCUGAUUCACCUUGGCUUCAGUGCUUUUUCAGUGUUCUUGUUAGGAUGGACUCACAAAUCCAGUCUAGACCCAUAUAUGAACGUCUGCAUUCACACUGCAGGUAGUAUUGAUCAAAAAUCUCAUCUUUUUCUCUCAUGCGUUCAAAUAUAUUUUGUAUAUCAGUGUGAACAGCAGAAAAUACAUUGAACCUGAUGUUUCCGAUUCAGAUUUGGGCCACUUUCAAAUGUGGUGCUGAAAUCCGAUGCAUAUGCAGUAUAAAGUAAUGCGAUCUGUAUCUUUUCCGUCAGUCCAUCUCAAUCCUCAGCAUAUUUUCAUGUGAACUGGAACAGACCCAUCAUGGCAACAUCAACAACACGCCUGUUACUAUAGUUACACUUUACAUCUUUAGUUUUGGAGGAUGAGCGAGACAAGCCUGGGCAUUGUAAACAUAUAAACACGGUGCUUUCUAAAUCAAACAAACAGCAGGCAACAACAUCAUAUUUGAGCAGUAAAUCAGAUAAGAGCCACUUUUAGCUGCAGUCUGAAUGAAGCCAAAGUCACAUUAAGUUAGAUUAAGAUGAUUCAAAAUUGGGUUUGUGCCACUUUCACGUGUGCUUCUAGAUCAUUUAUGUAUCUGAUAUGUGGCUGUACUGAAAACAGUCCGAUUGGAAUUGAUGAUGCACAGAUGACUGAUGUCCUUAUCCUGUGUCAACUAAAAAAAGGGCUAAUGAUGAAUAAAUGCAUACAUGCAGACUCAAUUAUUCACACUAGAGACAAACAUGGGUCUCUUAGGCUUCCUUCACACUGCAGGGCAAAUCAGACUCGUAUCUGGCUUUAUAGACUAGCUGUUCAGUUUUCAAGUUGCAAGCGACCAAAUCUGAUUUUGUACAAUCAGACUGUAGUUGCAUUUGUUCACAUUAGUUGUGACGCAUGUUGGAAAAAGCUGAAAAGACCUAACUCUGAUAACUGGCUGUUAGACAUGUAUUCACAACAGAGUAAAAAUGUUGCCUAAAUAUCUGCCAAAAGCUUCUGCUCUCCUUGUUUAAUCAGUUAUAUGUGAAUAUGCACAACUGACUUUCUUGUCAAAAAAAAAAACAAAACAAAAUCAGAUUUGAAUCAGAUUUGAUACCACCUACAAAUGUGGCAUGUUUUGUUCAUGUUUUUUUGCUGUUCAGAUGCAAAAAAAUCUAAUUUGAGCUGCUUGCCUGACAAAAUCUUAUAAACUGGUAUUAGAUCGCUCAAGAAGACAGUUUGGAUCUGAGCAAAAUACCAGAAUAAUGUAAUAUGUACUGAAAUGUGAACGUAGCCUAAUUUCAGUUUUAAGGUCACAUGUUUAUGAAUUGUUAUUUUUGUCUCUAUGAAUUUAUUUAUAUUUUGAUAAAUAUCUUAAUUUCCCUGAAAGUGGUGCAUAUGAGUAUGAGCAGUGUAUGUAUGUGUGUAUAUAAUGGCUGUCAUGUUGAGCUGAAAGCAGAAAUCCUUUGUCUGGCUUCUACAUGUUGUCCUGUGGCCUUUCGUCAUUUUAAGGAAAUCAGCACGGACCUGACAGUUUCAGCUGCUGGACUGAAACACUACAUCACUCAAGUGAGCCUCGCCAUGAUUGUGUAACAGUCUCCCAAGUGUUAACGUUAACGUACAGAGUAUGUUUAAAACAUACUGGUGAUCUUCUUUUAGGAACACAGUGCAGUUCAGCUGCCAGUUGCAGUAGUUUACAUUGACAAGUUAGUAUUAAAACCAGAGCGUAUAAAUAUUGAAUAUAAUAUUACGAUGCUUCCGUAUAGAUGCUGCCUAUAUCGUUGCUAAGUAAUCUGCUCAUUCAUAUUAAGUAUAAACGACAUUUCCAGGAGCUGUUACAUUUUUACAGGCUUUUUGUCUGAUAACACUUUUUUUUUUUUUUCUUUCUUCAGGUUCAAAAGAACUGAAAAAUGUUUUUAUUUUUAUUAGCUGAAGAAAUUCAUCCAUCAGAUUUAUUAAAAGCUGUAUAUAUAUAGUUUUACAUGUUAAGCAUAUUUUUAAAGCCAUUGAAUAUUAAUGAUAUUUUUCAUAUAAACAAGGAAAUGCUUUAAACUUGCAAUGUGUUAUGGGUAAAUGUUGCUAGUGUUGGCUGUGGAAGAAGCUACGGUGCGAUGAAAGAACUGUGUUGAACAUCUGAACAUUUGCUUUCAUUCAGUUCACUACAUCUCUCCUGUCGUCAGUGUGUAUUUAUCAUUGCCUAUGUGCUGUAUGUCGGGUCUUAUCUGAAUAUCUGUUAACCUUUAGACCUACACAAAUACAGAUUUUCAUCCAAA